UGUUUGCAAUAUUUGCCCUACGACUAUAAUGCAUUGGAACCUACAAUAUCAGCAGAAAUAAUGAAAUUACACCACGGGAAGCAUCACGCAGCCUAUGUCCACAACUAUAAUAUUGCCGAGGACCAGUUACGCGAAGCAGAGGCCAAAAAUGAUACAACGAAAAUAAUCGCACUGCAGGUAAAAAGUAAAAAUGGUUGUGUCGUCAACUUUUGUUGUGGGAGUUACCAUAUUCGCUAUGCGUUGAUAGCAUCUAGCCCAGAAGCAACUGCGGACGAGGACGGUAAGCUUUUAAACCUCCAGACAAGGGUGAAGCGAAUUCUACAUGGUGUUCUAGUUCAACGGGCAUAUUGA
Molecule: messenger RNA, 351 nt
Organism: Echinostoma caproni
Lineage: Eukaryota; Metazoa; Platyhelminthes; Trematoda; Plagiorchiida; Echinostomatidae
Source: the annotation of a GenBank genome assembly